This is a messenger RNA of Carlito syrichta (Philippine tarsier), 1782 nucleotides long. RefSeq names its product FGR proto-oncogene, Src family tyrosine kinase (gene FGR). The transcript has 13 exons. Lineage: Eukaryota; Metazoa; Chordata; Mammalia; Primates; Tarsiidae. Gene Ontology annotation, molecular function: ATP binding; signaling receptor binding; non-membrane spanning protein tyrosine kinase activity. Gene Ontology annotation, cellular component: extrinsic component of cytoplasmic side of plasma membrane. The record is from RefSeq and is a predicted model, not a curated record. Gene Ontology annotation, biological process: integrin-mediated signaling pathway; cell differentiation; cell surface receptor protein tyrosine kinase signaling pathway. The coding region runs from base 182 to 1702 and encodes 506 amino acids.
CAGGCCUUCCGGCUUCCUGAAGAGGGCAGGAGCUGGGCAGCUGGCUGGCAGGAACGUCGGCAGAGCUUUCAUCUUCCACGUCCUUCUGUCUCCCCUCAGGUCUCUGGCCCCUCCCGAGGACCAUGCCGCAACCCCGCUGACCAGGAUUAGGGGCCCGGGAAGUAAGGGCAGGGAACCUGGAAUGGGCUGUGUGUUCUGCAAGAAAUUGGAACCAGCGUCCAAGGAGGUUGUUGACCUAGAAGGGGACGUCAGGGGCUAUGGGGCAGCAGACCGCUAUGGCCCUGACCCCACUCAGGCCCGACCUGCAUCUUCCUUUGUCCACAUCCCCAACUACAACCUCUUUCCUCAGCCCACCAGCCCCGCCUUCCUCGAUGGUGGCACUGUCAGGGGCCUCUCCGGGGUUGGGGUGACCCUGUUCAUCGCCCUGUAUGACUACGAGGCCCGGACAGAGGAUGACCUCAGUUUCACCAAGGGUGAGAAGUUCCACAUCCUAAACAACACUGAAGGUGACUGGUGGGAAGCUCGGUCCCUCAGCUCUGGACGAACUGGUUACAUUCCCAGCAACUAUGUGGCCCCUGUGGACUCCAUCCAGGCUGAAGAGUGGUACUUUGGAAAGAUCAGUAGGAAGGAUGCGGAGAGACAGCUGCUCUCGCCAGGCAACCCCCAGGGGGCCUUCCUCAUUCGGGAGAGCGAGACCACCAAAGGUGCCUACUCCCUGUCCAUCCGUGACUGGGACCAGACCAGAGGCGAUCACGUGAAGCAUUACAAGAUCCGCAAGCUGGACACUGGAGGCUACUACAUCACCACGCGGGCCCAGUUUGACUCAGUGCAGGAGCUGGUGCAGCACUACAUGGAGGUGAAUGACGGGCUGUGCAACCUGCUAGUCGCACCCUGCACCACCAUGAAGCCGCAGACGCUGGGCCUGGCCAAGGACGCCUGGGAGAUCAGCCGCAGCUCCAUCGCGCUGGAGCGCCGGCUGGGCACCGGCUGCUUCGGGGAUGUGUGGCUGGGCACGUGGAACGGCAACACGAAGGUGGCGGUGAAGACGCUGAAGCCGGGCACCAUGUCCCCGAAGGCCUUCCUAGCCAAGGCUAGGGUCCCGCUGCUGAUUUUCUGGCUUCGUUUCCCAGGUAGUUUGCUGGACUUCCUUAAGAACAAGGAGGGCCAGGAUUUGAGGCUGCCCCAUUUGGUGGACAUGGCAGCCCAGGUAGCCGAAGGGAUGGCCUACAUGGAGCGCAUGAACUACAUCCACCGGGACUUGAGGGCAGCCAACAUCCUGGUGGGGGAGCGGCUGGUGUGCAAGAUCGCCGACUUCGGGCUGGCCCGCCUUAUUGAGGACGAUGAGUACAACCCCCGGCAAGGGGCCAAGUUCCCCAUCAAGUGGACGGCCCCAGAAGCUGCCCUCUAUGGCAGAUUCACCAUCAAGUCAGACGUGUGGUCCUUUGGGAUCCUGCUCACUGAACUCAUCAGCAAGGGCCGAGUCCCCUACCCAGGCAUGAGUAAACAGGAGGUGUUGGAAAGGGUGGAACAUGGCUACCACAUGCCGUGCCCCCCAGGCUGUCCUGAGUCCCUCUACGAGGCCAUGCAGCAGACCUGGCGCCUGGACCCGGAGGAGAGGCCCACCUUCGAGUACCUGCAGUCCUUCCUGGAGGACUACUUCACCUCCACAGAACCACAGUACCAGCCCGGGGAUCAGACGUAGCCUGUCCAGGCAUCGGCCACCUCUCUGGCAGAACCCACAAGUCCUUGUCAAUCCCCAGAGCUCUUUCCCAAAGUCCCCUG